This is a messenger RNA of Paramecium octaurelia, 2505 nucleotides long. Lineage: Eukaryota; Ciliophora; Oligohymenophorea; Peniculida; Parameciidae. The record is from the annotation of a GenBank genome assembly.
AUGAAUUCCAACAAUAAUAAUAACAAUGACAGUUCAAGUGAGGAUGACAUGUAAGUGUACGAAACUCUAACGAAAUUGCCUCCUGCAAAUGAUUUGCUUCCUAGGAAAUUGACUAUAGAUAUUGAUGUAAAAUCAUUAUACCCACUUAAGUGAAUCAUAAUAUUUAUACAUUUAGAGCUCUUCCGCAAUUUUGCAAGAAUUAUGUCUCUUUUUUAGAGGAAUCAACCCAUCGUCAUUGUGCUAUAUAGGAAACUGCUGCUGGUGAUGAAAAUAGAACUUUACUUGAUUAUUACGAUGAAAAUAAACAAAAUCUUGUGUAUAAGCGAUUUGAUCAGUUGGAUUUAGGAAAGAGGACAACCAACGACAGAACCUACUUCGCUACUUUAAUAGCCAACUUUAAAAGGUAAAUCAUAAUGCUAAAGAAAGAGCACAGCCAAAAGUCUUUUUUAGAGGAGAAGCACUUUUUGAUUAGAAAUUAACUUCCUGUGCGUCUGAUUAAAUUCAAUUUGAUUCCAACUUUGAAUCUGGCAACCUCUUUUGUGCAUUUAAGAAAUCAGAAAAUGUGUAUGAUCUGAUCAUUUAAAAUGAUAUCAAUACUAGGGGCAACACUUAAUGGUUCUUCUUUAGUGUGACUGGAGCUAAGGCAGGAUAAACCAUACAAUUUAAUUUGCUUAAUCAUGUAUAAGAUUAUUUCUCAUCAUAAUCUAGUUGAAAAGUGGUAGUCUUUUCAAUGAGGGAUUGCAACCAGCUGUCUAUUCUCUUAAGGAUAACCAAAUAAACGGAUCUGAAUGGUGCAGGGAUGGAUUCAAUAUCAGCUACUUUAAAAGUCCAUUCAUGAAGGAAUACCCACUCUCUUUGAAAAGGAAAUAUUAUCAGUUGAGAUUUCAUUACACAUUCAAACACAAUGACGACAAGGUCUACUUCGCUCACUCCUAUCCCUACACUUAUACUAAUUUACUAGAGUUCCUAAACACACAAUUAGAUGAUCAAGAAAGAAAUCAGUAACUGAUAUUAAUAAAAAAGGCAUCUAUCUCGCAAAGUCCUAUGCACAACUCUUGGAGGCAAUACUUGCGAAGUAUUGACUAUCACCUCAAAUUCACUGUAGCGUAGAGCCUAUAGAAAGGGCGUUGUCUUUCUAGCCAGACAGCAUCCAGGUGAACCUCAGGGCUCUUAUGUGAUGCAAGGAAUUAUUGAUUUUCUUACAUCGAAUACUCCAUAGGCUGAAUAUUUGAGAUAGAAUUGCAUCUUUAAGUUGUUUCCCAUGAUGAAUCCAGAUGGAGUUGUCAAUGGGAACUAUAGAUGUGGAUUAGAAGGCAGCGAUUUAAACAGAAGGUGGAAAAAACCCAAUAAAUAUUUACAUCCCAGUGUGUACUAUGCUAAAAAGUAUGUCAAAGGGUUCAGUAAAGAGAGACAAAUCAUACUUGUCAUUGAUUUGCAUGGUCAUUCAAGAAAGUAAUAUUAAGUAUCUAUCAAUUUAAGAUAAUCCUCCUUUGUUUAUGGAUGUGCCUAUUCUUCUUAAGUUAAAACUAUUGAGCGAGUGUUUGCUUUGUUGAUGGCUAAACUAAAUCCAUUUAUGGAUUAUCCCUCCUGUACCUUUAGGAUUGAGAAUGCUAAAGAUAAGACGGCUAGAAUUCAACUCUGGAGAGAAUUGAAAAUCAACUGGGUUUAUACUUAUGAGUGCAGUUUUUAUGGAUAAUAGAAAAAACAUUACCAGAUCAAGGAUUAUCUCAACUGUGGUGUGAGUAUUUGCAAUGCACUGUCAUAAAUUGUUAAAGACACUUCAAAGGAAUUCACGAAUUAAGCCAAUGUUCCUGAUAUCUAAUAGCAAAUGCUAGAAGAAUUAGGCAAGAUGCCAUAGACUGAUGACUAAGACAAUGGAUCUGAUUCUAGUUAAUCUGAAGCUGAAUUAUCGGAUGAUGAAUUAGUUCAAUUAUUUUAACCUAAGACUUAUUCAACCAAACAAAAAAACUUUUUAAAACAACAAGAAUUCAAUAAAAAAAAGCCUUAACCGGUCAAUCCAAAAUCAACUAUUAACACUUAAAAAGCUUCCAUCUUACAAGAGUCACCUUCUAAGAAUUCAGAUCAAAAACCUCCAAUGAGUAGUUAGAAGCCUAAGAAUACUUUGUAUAGGAUCCAAGCCCCCUAGAGAUUAAGGUAGGUUGAACAGACAAAAUUGCCUGAUCCUCCACUGAUGGUUGACAAAUCAGUAUAAACUGAUGAUUGGAUGUAUAGAUAAUGGCUAAUUCAAAUGGGAAAAAUGAAGAAACAACAAGAAUUUCAAAGUUUUACUCCCACAAGGAAUAUAUAUAAAUCUUCAUCACAAUCAGUAACUAGAUUUAUUGUGAAAAAUUCCUCAACUAAAAACGAUAGAGGUCGUGUUGAUUCAAUUUCACUUGUAACAUCAGGCUUACAAAAUAAAUUAAGUAAAAAUUAUUUAACAAUUAAGUUUCUUCUAGUCAAUAGCGGUAAAUGAUGAGGUACUCUGGUAGUAACUUUAUGUCUUGA